This is a messenger RNA of Pocillopora verrucosa, 1904 nucleotides long. RefSeq names its product alpha-1A adrenergic receptor-like. Gene Ontology annotation, molecular function: G protein-coupled serotonin receptor activity; neurotransmitter receptor activity. The record is from RefSeq and is a predicted model, not a curated record. Lineage: Eukaryota; Metazoa; Cnidaria; Anthozoa; Scleractinia; Pocilloporidae. Gene Ontology annotation, cellular component: dendrite; plasma membrane. Gene Ontology annotation, biological process: G protein-coupled receptor signaling pathway, coupled to cyclic nucleotide second messenger; chemical synaptic transmission.
GUGAUUAGUCUCGUGCGUGAAGUAAAGCACCAGAAAACUUCGAAUAGUAUGUGGAUUGCACGGAAUGAUCAUGUCUUCUUUUGAUGAGUGAAUGGAAGACUGCUUCUGGAGCCAAUUUGUUGUGCAAUUAAAAAAGGAAUGAGGAGACUCAAUUUUUCAUUCACUUUGAACUAUUCAACGACACGGUCGAAUUUAUCCGAUUGGAUCCCAAAUGAGCAGAACAUCUCAUCAGGGAUCAUUAUUCAGUCUGUGUUCCUAGCCCUGGUGAUAAUUGUCGGUGUGAUCGCUAACUCCCUGGUUUGUCUUGUGAUUUACAAGCGAAGAAAUCUUCACACGGUCCUCUACAGUUUCCUGGUGAGCCUCUCCGUGUCUGAUCUUCUUCACUCCGCUCUCAAGAUGCCUACAACCAUGCUAUCCACUCUACACAUCCGCUGGUAUCCUCAUCCGUCAUUCUGCUACAUCACCACUCCCUUUGGCGUCCUUUUUGGUGCCGCCACGGUCUUCAACUUGUGCGCAGUUGCUCUAAACCAGUACUUUAUCAUCCUAAAACCACUUCUCUACCCCAUGGUCAUGACAGCCAGGCAUGCGCGUUACGUCAUCGCCGGCCUUUGGGCGGGAAGCAUAGUGAUCUCUCUUCCGCCGAUAUUCUGGCGCUCAGCUGACACCAUUUGCAAAAGCGGAGCAGUCUCCAACGACAACUAUCUUUCUGAAGUGCUUUAUUUAUCGGCCUUGUGGACAUUUGUGGUCAUUAUUCCAACCGUCGUCAUGGGUAUAAGCUACACCAAGAUUUUUUUAGAGGCGCGUCGCCAAAUUUUCAAAAUGAGAGAAGGCACUCAACUGAACGGCGAGUUACGAGCGUCCCACACGCGCAGAAAGGAAUUUCGCGCUGCAGCGCUGCUUGCUUUAGUCGGUGGCAUUUUCAUAUUGUGCUGGCUACCGUUUUUCGUUGUUCAAACUUUACAUAAAUUCUCCGCUGCAAACAUUGCACCAUUUUAUUUUCGUCUAUUCCUUUGCGUCAUGUACUCAAAGUCGGCAAUCAAUCCGUUGUUGUACACUGCUCUGAACAAAGAACUAAGGAAAGCGUUAAUUCAGUAUUUGGGUCUUCAAAAGAAAAUCUCCCAUGACAGUAAAGCUCGGGUACUGAAUACUCGAAUGAGCAAUCUCAAGAAUGGGUUAAAUCAACACGAAAGCCUUUUGUAAAUAGGUGGCGAUGUCAAUAGCACAAUAAUUUUAAUCUUACAAUAAGCAUAUUUCGUAUUUGUUUCAAGGCAGCGUUCUCUGGGAAGAAAACACGUAAAAUUUGGUGAACUUGAAAGAAGAAAUGUUAAAGCCUUAAAUUCCCAAGAUCUGGUUCUUAAUUCUCCUCUCUAGCUGCUACGGAAUUCCUUAUAGAAUAGUUACAAGAAUUUGGUGUUAGAUCAAGUUAAACACUUCUGCUUGAUAAGUUUGAGUAUUCUCACUACCUGUUUUCUGGAUAAUGUAUGGAUGUUAUAGGAAGAAGUUACAUGUUCAUAACUUCCGCGAAUUAAAGGGUUAAACACCCCGCGAGUAAAAAGUUGAUAGAUAGGCCUUGUACCUAGCUGCGCGAGUCGAAGUAACAUCGAAAAUACAUCGACACUGAGGAAGCGAUAGAAACUAGCGUAGAUUCAUGUCGCACUCGUUCAGUACACUGGAUGAAUCAGUUAGGUCGAAAGCCUAGGACAAAAGUCGCUAGAAAUUUCAACUUGUGCACCUGGAGACAGAAUGUGCAGCGAGUCCGAAAGUGACGCUACGCUCGAGGAUACUCGUGCCCAUGUGAUACACGCGAGGAUACACGUGCCCAAUUCCGCGUGCACUUACCACAACCACGAAUACGAAGGGGAUAGUGAAAAAAAAGAGUUAGAAUUUCUCUUUGAACAGAAUGA